GAGCAGGCCGCCGCUCGCCAGAAAGCCUUGCAGCCCAAGUUUGCAUCAUUUUCGGUUCCCCUUCUAAGCACUCUUGCUGCCAAGGGAGAGGGAAGAGAGCAGAAAGGCGAAAGAGGGAGAGAGAGAGAAGAGCAGGCAGGAUGGCAAGGUACGACCGCGCGAUCACGGUUUUCUCGCCGGACGGGCACCUUUUCCAGGUGGAGUACGCCCUCGAGGCCGUCCGGAAGGGCAACGCCGCCGUCGGCGUCCGUGGCACCGACACCAUCGUCCUCGGCGUCGAGAAGAAAUCUACCGCCAAGCUCCAGGACUCUCGAACUGUCAGAAAAAUUGUAAAUUUGGAUGAUCAUAUUGCUUUAGCAUGUGCUGGGCUGAAAGCAGAUGCACGGGUUCUUAUAAAUAAGGCACGCAUUGAAUGCCAAAGUCACAGACUUACAGUUGAGGAUCCUGUCACUGUUGAGUAUAUCACACGAUAUAUUGCCGGGCUUCAGCAAAAGUAUACUCAAAGUGGUGGCGUCAGACCAUUUGGACUGUCAACCUUGAUUGUUGGCUUUGACCCCUAUACAGGUGUGCCAUCUCUCUAUCAGACUGACCCUUCAGGAACCUUCUCUGCCUGGAAAGCCAAUGCCACUGGGAGAAACUCCAAUUCCAUGAGAGAAUUCUUAGAAAAGAACUAUAAGGAGACAUCAGGUCAAGAAACCAUUAAGCUCGCUGUUCGUGCUCUCCUUGAAGUCGUUGAGAGUGGAGGGAAAAACAUAGAGAUUGCUGUCAUGACAAAAGACAAGGGAUUGCGACAGCUGGAAGAAUCUGAAAUUGAUGACAUUGUGGCUGAAAUUGAAGCGGAAAAGGCCGCUGCUGAAGCAGCGAAGAAACAACCGCCUAAAGAGAGCACGUCCUGAAUGUUUUAGGUUGGUCCGGUAGAACUUUUAUUUCGGCAGAGUUGAUUACAGAUUGUUAUGUCCUUGAGAACUUAUUAGAUGACAUUGGAUGUUUCUUUUGUAUUUCUAAUUGCCAGUUUCUUUCGAGGGUUAUUUGUUUUUCGGAAGGAAGACUGGCUGCAUAUACCACUUUCUGUGUUUCUUCCCAAUUUUUAACAGUAAACCGUCCGGUAGUUUAGCA
Molecule: messenger RNA, 1116 nt
Organism: Nymphaea colorata (pocket water lily)
Lineage: Eukaryota; Viridiplantae; Streptophyta; Magnoliopsida; Nymphaeales; Nymphaeaceae
Product: proteasome subunit alpha type-7
Exons: 3
Coding region: 141-896 (251 amino acids)
Biological process (GO): ubiquitin-dependent protein catabolic process
Cellular component (GO): proteasome core complex, alpha-subunit complex; nucleus; proteasome core complex
Source: RefSeq, a predicted model, not a curated record